Trypanosoma brucei brucei TREU927 is the source of this 4929-nucleotide messenger RNA. Its product is annotated as protein kinase, putative. Gene Ontology annotation, molecular function: protein kinase activity; ATP binding; protein binding. The transcript has a single exon. Lineage: Eukaryota; Euglenozoa; Kinetoplastea; Trypanosomatida; Trypanosomatidae. Gene Ontology annotation, biological process: protein phosphorylation. The record is from RefSeq and is a predicted model, not a curated record. The coding region runs from base 1 to 4929 and encodes 1642 amino acids.
AUGGUUGUGCGGCCAUUGUUCUGUAUGUUGGUGUUUGUAGCUUUUGUAACAAUUUUGUUUGGCGCAAAUGUUGUUUAUCUGUUGGGUGAGGCAGAAUCUUCAACUCUUAGGCGCGCGACCAAUGGUACAUUGAAGGAUUCUGAUGAUUCAUGGGUACCGUUUGACUCGGAAAUGGCGAUUGGUCGAGCAUACAGUGCCGUUGUGUGGUUAAAUGGUUCCCUCGUCAUCAUUGGUGGUUGUAGAGAUGUUGCGUGUACUCAGCGCGUCAAUGCCGUUGACAUUGUGGACCCCAGUGAUCAAACGGAGCCACAGCACAUGGAACUUCCCAUCAAACUGGGCGGUCGAGGACUUGGUAGUGGGGCACACGGGAAUGCAACACCUCUUAUGGUGGCUGGCCCCACGAGUGCAGUACGGGUAGAUGAUAUUGAUGACCAAAACAAUUCGGGCGUAUAUGUUGUUGGUGCCUGCAGUUAUUACUACCCUGAGAGGGAUGGGUUUCCGCAGUCCCCGUUGGUUAGGGAGCAGUACGCGAGCAUAUGGGCACUCUCUAAUGAUAUGACCAAAGUUGUGGAUCACUUUCUCAUACAGUCAUGGGUCAGUGACUCAAGGGGAGCAGAGGCGGAAGAGCGCGUGGGUGACAGUGUACCAGCGGGCACAGUACUUCGUGCCAACGCUACAUGUGCCUCACAUGGCCAUUUACUCUUCAUCGUGGGCGGAGUUGAUAUGAACACGGGCGGAGUUAUUGGCACUGUGGAUGUGUAUGAUACACAGAAACGGCAGUACCAUCCCGAUAUCUUCAACCUCACAACGGCAGUGCGAAACCCGCUCGUCACACUUGAUAACGCACUUAUGUAUGUUGUCGGUGGUGAGGUGCAUCAUGACGGGCCCCUUGAGCAGCGGGAAUCGGAACUGUUUCGCGAGUGCUCAGAGGGGCACAAAUGGGUCAAUGCGACAGACAAUUCCGGUGAAGUAUCUUCCGUGGGUUUGUGGUGUCCUACACCCGCAGUGCAGGUUGUUAUGCUUGUUGAAAGUGAUCCGCUUGUAAAUGACGACAACAGUAGCAAAACUAGUGCGUCCCUUUCCUUGUCUCUUAUACCUGGUGUGCCAUGUAACAUGGAACUGAGCAUUCCCAGUCCUCAAAAAAGGCAUAUGUUUGCCUUCAACGGUAGGUUGUGCGUUAUGAUGAAUAGUAGUUUCGUCAAUUGCCUCGACAUUGAGAAACUUUUCAACCACACAAAUCCCAACAACGGAAAUGAUAGCAGCCCAGAUAUGUGGGAACCGCUGAUUGGCGGUAGAAGCCCACUUCCAACUGAGAUAUCAACACCCUUUGCUUUCCCACUCUCAACUGGACUUCUUGGUGCAACCAUGGUGUUCUUUAAUAUUGGUGGUUUCGAUGCUGAUGGUACGGCUUCCACUCGUCUCUUCUACCGUGCGAGUGAUGUUGCGGUCACAAGCGUAGCUGAGGUGCGUGCUGUAAUACCCGUUGGUGUCCCGCUUAACCUCACCUUGCGGCCACCCCGCAGCGGAUUUGUGCGGUUGUCUAGUAAUGUCCGCUGUACGGAUAACGUGGCGGGGACUACGGACGCACAAGUAUUCCAGCAAGAGGACGAAGCGACGGUGGCGGUGUUCUACCCAAUGGGUGAGGCAACGCGUGUUUUCGUGUGCUUUGCCAAUGGUUUUGUACCUCUCCCUUGUGUGGACAGAGGUUGCCCUGCAGCGGUAGAAAUGUCUCUUCUCUAUACUCCGGUCACCUUCACGCCGUUCAGAAUUCAUCAUGAGGUGACUCCGCAACCCCAGGAAGGUCUAAACCGCAAACUUCUGUACACUAUUGGCGUCUUUACCACUUGCCUCGCUGGUCUUAUCGUGGUGGUGGUGACAACAACGGUAAUUUCUCGUCCUGUAACCGCUGGGGGACCCGAUGGGGACUAUACUGUACAUCUUCUUGCGAAGGAAGAGAGAAAGACAAUUGGUAGCAGAAUAUCUCCCAAAAGGGCAGGCGGGAGAAGGCAGUUCGUGGCAGAACCAGAUAGAAGCCAUAGGAGGAAAGUUGCCGAAGCCGCAAGUGGGUCGGCUGCAACUCCGCGGAAUCUAAGAAUUGCUGGGGAUGGUGCAAAUUUCAGAACAGAGAUGGAUAUGGUGGUAAAGAACACUACACGGGACUCGCGCUACGAGGUGGUACGACGUAUUGGAGAAGGUGCAUUUUCGUCUGUAUAUUUGGUCAAGCAUAGACGCAGCAAACAGCAGUUCGCUCUCAAAUACCUUGUGUGCAGAGAUAACAAAGAACGCUUAGACGCACUAAGGGAGUGUGAAACAAUUAACUCCCUGCAGGGCCACCCAAACAUUAUACGAAUUGUGGAAAUGUUCAUGAAUUAUGAGUUUACAGGUGGUAAUGAAUCUCCUUCAACACCACAGGCCUUCUUGGCGCAUGCGAUGACAUCUCCAUAUGUUUUUCAGCCGAAGCGAGGAUCUUGUGCGUUUGCAUCGAAGGAAAUAAAUUGUUCGCGCCUCGACGCACCUCUGUUGGAUGCAGGUAUCCCGCGUGCACCUGCGGGACCGCAUGGAGAAAAACGUAAUAUACCUGAAGUGCCGGCAAGUCAGAAACCGUUGGCUGAACCUCAGAAGGUCGAUAUCACAGAUCCUGCGAGAUCACACACGGCUAAAGGUACGGAUGAAGUGUCUUAUAUGCCACCACCGUCGAUCGGCAAGCGGAGUAAAGAGGACAAUCUGGUCUCCACUGCACCUCCUCCAUCAGCAUCUGCUGCCUCGGUGUCAACACAUUGUGGAAGUGUACGGUCUUCAAACCACGCACAGCCUCCUCCUGAUGUGCAUGAAACAUCACCGCCAAAUGCACCGACCCGUUUAACCACGUCCAGUGCUGUUGGAGCAGAGGGGAACUCGGCAACUGUAGCAGUAAGGACCGUAGGUACACCAUCGCAGCUAACUACACCAGCCCGACAGCAAGCCAUCGUGGUUCACUACCCCAACUUUGCGCAACCCACGGAACCAAUGCCGUCCCCUAUAGUUCAACAACAACAACAGGGCGAAAACAACGACCAGUGCGAGCAGCAACAGCAGGAGGGCGAAUCACUUACCACUUCAAAGAGAACAAGCUAUGCUCCACGGGGUGGAAUACACUACAAGGACUUCGAUAUCGCAAUAUCUGCUUCUGGUGUCGCCAGAUGUCCACAACCGGCAUUACCGCCAACACCCACAUUACCCAAUUACGUGCAACCGGCCGCCGGAAGUGUGCAAUACACCAACUUUGUGGCGGAGGACUUAUGCGCCUGCGCACCUACGCAUUGUUCGGUGCCGGCGAUGUCCAAACCGAAGUCGGUCGCAGACGCCGUGCGUGCAGCUCGCCUCCAGAGGAAUAGCUCAACUAAAGUGUUGACUGCAGAAAUUGACACUUCUAGUAUUUUAGGUGGCCACAUUGGAAGGGAGGGUCGCGUGUCAUCUUUGCAAACAGUGGCGACAUAUCAACCGUCACUGAUGGGGCAGCAGGUUCAACGUAGUGAAAGAGGCCGAAACAAUGUUUGUUCUCACUCGCUUGGUGCCGUGACUAACACCAACCAUAGGGUGGACGGCACACAAACACCGGGGAGACAGCCAUACUCAAUGGGAAAUGGAGUUGUUAUAUUACCAACGAAUGAUAAUGUACCUCCAGCUUCACUCUGCCACUCACCACUCAAACCAGUGGCUGAAGUGAGGGAACGUUCUUCACAGCCAUCACCGGACCAAGGACUAGCUCAUAGCCGCUAUCUAGGACUUGUCAUGGAGUAUCAUCCGCUUGGUGACCUCUGUGGUUACGCUAUGCGACACUCCGCUACCCAUAACCCCAAGGUUCGCUCCCAACUAGAGAGGGAAAAGCUGCAAGCAGCAUGUGCAUAUGAAGAAAAACUUAAUAAACGAGAUGAGGAUACUUCGGACGGGGUGCGUCUAAUUUCCUCUAACAGUCAAAGCCCGCUUCUCCCUCCAGAAGUCACUGCGCCGAGGUUGUUUUGUGGAGAAGACUCUUGCGGUUCAUCGCCAUGUGGGCGAGCCGCAGCACCCGACCGUAGAGUAGGUGCGGCUUCCACUAGUAACUGUGGCAGUGGUAUGAAUGACAUAUACAAGAAACUGGAGGACAUGUUUGUGAUGCGCGAAAACCCCUUCACGGAGCCGCAACUACUCUCAAUUGCAUACCAACUUUCUUCGGUUCUUCACCACUUGCACUCGCAGCGCCCGCCUAUAGUACACCGCGAUCUUAAGCCCGAAAAUAUCCUUAUUCGUGGGAAUCCCCUUGACUGCAGUGGGAGCUCGCGCCAUGAGCAUGGGGGCAGCAAAUCUCAUCACGGUUGCAACAGGGAAGGUGGAAGCAAGGAGGGGAAAGACGUUACCUCUCCGCUUGCCGUUGCAGUUGAGGUGUUUGACGAAACGCCGAAGGAAAGGGGAAAGUCACCGCGGUCCACCAGUCGCGGUGGUUGCCCAACGAGAAUUACAGCAGAUAUCAUUCCUAUUGUUGUAACGGACUUUGGCCUUGCUUUUGUGCUAGAGGGGCGCCGCAAGAUGGGGCGAGGAGGUGGCACACGACCGUACAUUGCACCGGAGUGUUGGGUUGGUCAAACCUCUACAGCAAGCGACUUGUGGAGCCUCGGUUGCGUGCUGUAUGCUCUUGCAACAGCCCGUGUAACGGUACAGACGGUGCGUCUGAUGUACGAGGAGGCCGAACGGGAGGGUUUUGCUGCCAUGGUGAUGAACGACAUCCUGGCGCGAAACUAUUCGCUGGAAUUUGCUAGUUUCGUUCUAUCACUACUGGUGACCGAUCCCGACAAGCGGCUAACUGCAAAAAUGGCAAUGCAUUGUUUUGAGGUUGUGGGUGAAAACUUUGAGGCAACGCAUGUUCAAUUCAACCCUAAUAGCCCCUUCUUCAGUAAUGUCCAGGAGCUUUAA